Aspergillus tubingensis is the source of this 3222-nucleotide messenger RNA. It is a transcript of the gene kin1, whose product is annotated as putative serine/threonine protein kinase Kin1. The record is from RefSeq and is a predicted model, not a curated record. Lineage: Eukaryota; Fungi; Ascomycota; Eurotiomycetes; Eurotiales; Aspergillaceae. The coding region runs from base 1 to 3222 and encodes 1073 amino acids. The transcript has 3 exons. Gene Ontology annotation, cellular component: cytoplasm. Gene Ontology annotation, molecular function: protein serine/threonine kinase activity; tau-protein kinase activity; ATP binding. Gene Ontology annotation, biological process: intracellular signal transduction; protein phosphorylation; microtubule cytoskeleton organization.
AUGUCCACUGCUGCUCCUCCCACUGCGUCACCCUCCGUCGUCCGAAGCCAGUCCAUCUCCUCUCGCUCCUCUUCCCAUCGUCCUCCCUCGUCUGAUCUCCCUCACCGAACCCGAAGUGUCGCGGUCCGUCCCGCGACUGCCUCCCAGCCAUCUCCGCAGCAUCACCAUCAUCAUCAUCACUCGCAGAAUCGCUAUUCCCAUUCCUACUCCAAAUCUCAGUCCUAUGAUCGUCGCCCUCCCUCGAAUCAAGCCGUCUUCGACAACAUAGCCCGUCGCGAUUUUGAAGCCUCCAGGGGUGCCCAACCCGUUCCGUUCCGUCGGGACUCCUCCAGGGAGCGUUCACAGGAGCGCCCCUCCACCUCCUACCGCUCCGAACAGCCUUCACACAAACAACACCGGAAUCUGUCGGCACACGGUCAUCAACGGGAUAGCAUCGACAUGGCUACCGCGGGGCCCGUCAUGGCGGAGGGUGUUGCGGGACAUUCGCAGGCUGCUGCCGGCGCCCACCUGCACCCGACCAACUCCGUACAAACAAAGCGUCGCACGAUGAUCACAACCCCGUCGGGUCAAUGGGCUUUGGGUAAAACACUGGGAGCAGGUAGUAUGGGCAAGGUCAAAGUCGGAAAGAACAUGGAUACUGGCGAGCAGGUGGCUGUUAAGAUCGUCCCCCGGCAAUCUACGGAGGAACACCGCAGCUCGCGCGAGGCCGAAAGAGCUGAUCGCUCCAAAGAGAUCCGCACCGCCCGCGAAGCAGCCAUUGUCAGCCUCGUCAAUCACCCGUACAUUUGUGGUAUGCGAGAUGUGGUGCGAACCAAUUACCAUUGGUAUAUGUUGUUCGAGCUCGUCAAUGGGGGCCAGAUGUUGGACUACAUCAUCUCCCACGGCAAGUUGAAAGAGAAGCAGGCUCGGAAGUUCGCCCGUCAAAUCGCCAGCGCAUUGGAUUAUUGCCACCGCAAUAGUAUCGUGCAUCGUGACCUGAAGAUCGAGAACAUCCUGAUCAGCAAGACUGGCGACAUCAAGAUCAUCGACUUUGGCCUGAGCAAUCUUUUCUCCCCGAGGAGCCUUCUCAAGACAUUCUGUGGCAGUCUUUACUUCGCAGCCCCGGAAUUACUACAGGCUAGACAAUAUACCGGACCGGAGGUGGAUGUAUGGAGUUUCGGAAUUGUACUCUAUGUUCUGGUCUGUGGCAAAGUGCCUUUUGACGAUCAGAGCAUGCCCAAACUUCAUGCCAAGAUCAAGCAGGGUGUGUUCGAGUACCCGCCCGGGCUCACAACAGAAUGUCGCCAUAUAAUAUCGCGCAUGUUGGUAACCGAUCCCAAGCAGCGUGCCAGUCUGUCAGAGAUAAUGAAUCACCCAUGGAUGAACAAAGGUUUCAAUGGGGCACCCGACAACUACCUCCCAUACCGUGAGCCGAUACAGCUCCCCUUGGAUCCGGAGGUGGUCGAGAAAAUGACCGGAUUUGAUUUUGGAUCCGCGGAAUACAUUACAACACAACUCACCAAAAUCAUCGAGUCGGAGGAGUAUCAGCAUGCUGUAAAGGCCAUGGCUCGUGACCAACCUCCUCCCAGCCAUACCGAAAAGAAGCGCGGUGUGUUCGACUUCUACAAGCGACGAAACUCGGCCAGCAGAGACACACUGUCCGCUCCCUCCGCCGAAGCUGUUCAAUUAGGCAACGACCCGGUUAAUGCCUAUAGUCCCCUUUUGUCGGUCUACUACCUCGUAAAGGAGAAGCUUGACAGAGAGCGGGUCGAAGUUAACCCUGGUGCGCUGGGUGUUCCGCACGCUAGCGGGGACUCGAUGCUCCAGAUGCCAGACCUUCCUGCGCCAGAGGCCGCUCACACCAACCAAUACCACGUUCCUGGAGAGAAAGAUACCGGGAGAAGGUCUCGUCCUAGAGCAAGGACCCAUGGUGACGAUGAUCUCAAUGAUGGUAUCAAGAACCUUCAUCUGGCCCCACAAGCAGGGCACUCUCCUGCACCUCCUGCGUCGCAGCCGGAGACUCCGGUGAAGAAGGAGAGCACAGCAGCAGGUAUUCUAAGGCGAUUUAGUACGCGAAGGACCAAGGAGCGCAGUCGUGACCCGGAACGCGGCAGACUUGGAAGCCCGCAUACGCCGUCCUUGAAUGUCCAGCCCCCUGCCGACUCGGCUUCGCCUCUUUCCAGAGGGUUUAGCGUUAAGAGAACCCGACGCGCGGACCCGUCUCCGACAGCCGUUCACACGGCUGGUAGUCAACCACAGCACCAGGAUCUUCUCAAGGCUCCAGGAUCCGCCGAGCCGGCCUCGCGGUCCAACAAGUUUUUGGAGAGAUCUGCAAGUGUGAACUCGGCAGACUACCGAGCUCGUCGUUCUCGCAGACACGAAGCGGAUGCGGCAGCCCAGCCACCUCCCACUAGCGGCUCCGACUACGCGAACGUGCAGAAAGAAACCACGCCCGGAAAGGAGGCCAAGUUGACCCGUACACACACAGCCCGGACAAUGUCACUGGGUCAUGCCCGACGCGAGAGUAUCCAGGCUCGGAGGGCAAGACGGGAAGCAACGCGCGAGGCCAACGUUCCUGAGGAGACCGACGCGGACAUAUCGGGCGCCGGUACGGCACUAGAAAGUGCCAACGAAGGAGAGGACCUCUCCAAGCCGGUGUAUCUGAAGGGACUUUUCAGUGUUUCAACAACCAGCAGCAAACCUCUGCCAGUCAUUCGGGCUGAUAUCAUCAGGGUCUUGAAACAGCUCUCCGUCGAAUACGUUGAGAUCAAAGGCGGCUUUAGCUGCCGCCACGCACCGAGCAUCGACCUGGACAAAGUAGUAGAUGUCGGACCCCCCAGCCCAGACCGUCAGGGACAUGUUUCGGGCCAUCGUCGCCGCAUCAGCUUCGGGGGCUUUUUGAACCAUGAUGAGCGAGACGAAUCGCGACACUACACGCCUCGGGGCCAGCGUCGGACUCGUGCUCCACCGGAUCAAAGUUUCGUGACAGACUCUGAAGGCCCCGACGAAGAUGAUGGCUCUCGGGACCAUCGUGACAACGUGGUGGUGGGCGAACGUGUCAUGGGAGAGACUACAACCCGGGUGCAGAGUGAUACGGGCGAGAACCUGGUCCUCCGGUUCGAAAUUCUGAUUGUCAAGGUGCCGCUGUUCUCGCUGCAUGGUAUCCAGUUUAAGAAGGUUGCAGGCGGUAUGUGGCAAUACCGGGAAAUGGCCAAGAAAAUCCUGGACGCUUUAAGACUCUGA